This is a messenger RNA of Ricinus communis (castor bean), 3826 nucleotides long. Its product is annotated as receptor-like protein 15. The transcript has 12 exons. Bases 685 to 3699 code for a protein of 1004 amino acids. NCBI's taxonomy places the organism in Eukaryota, Viridiplantae, Streptophyta, Magnoliopsida, Malpighiales, Euphorbiaceae. The record is from RefSeq and is a predicted model, not a curated record. Gene Ontology annotation, molecular function: protein binding.
UUCUCUCUCUUUUCCAAUUUUCCUCUCUCCUGCCGCCGCCCCCUCUCCGUUCUCCUCGUCCCCCUCUUCGCACAGCGCCGCCGUCCCGCGCUCGUGAAGGCCGCAAGUGCGGGUGGAUGUGCCAACACGCCUCGCGGGUGUGACCCUGCAGUUGGCAGUGGUCACAGCGCGCGCUGCUUGGCCCUCCGCGCGGACGAGCGCCUUCGCAUCGUGCGUUGUUGGCGUGGUUGUCUGUGUGUUGCGGGGGGGAGGAGCUGCUCAUGGUGUUCCUCCGCGUUUCUUCGCGCUGAACACUGGCGAUGACUUCGUCGAUUCGGGGAAGCUCGGUUGUGAGGAGAAUCUGCGAUCUCAAGCUUUCAUAGCUUGGAUCUAGUCCUCCAAGGUUUUGAUAAGUUAUCCAUUUUGAAAAACUUGCAAGUGUUAAAUCUAGGAUCCAAUACAUUCGACAACAACAUCUUACAGUCCUUGGGUUUACUCACAUCCCUAAGGAUUCUAAAUCUUCAGCACAAUAGAUUUGAAGGGUAUUCUCCAGCCAGAGAAUUGGCUGCGUUAAACAACUUGGAAACCUUGGACCUGACCGGUAAUUAUCGAUAUGGGUCCCUGCCACUGCAAGGAUUUGAGAGACUGUCAACAUUGAAAAAAUUGGUGGAAUUAAGGCUCGAUAGCAAUGGUUUUGACAAUAGCAUGCUUUCGUCACUUAGCCAGCUCAUAACCCUCCAGAAUCUAAGCCUUGGUGGUAAUAUAUUAAGGGGAUCAUUUCCUUGUAAAGAAUUAGGUACUCUUGAAAACUUGGAGAUGUUGGAUUUGAGCGUAAAUGCCUUUAGUGACCCUCCAAUUGUCAGAGAUUGUUUCAGGUUCAAGAAAUUAACCAAGCUGAUUCUAGAUUUUAACCAAUUUAACGACGAUAUCCUGCCUUUCCUAAGUGUUUUCACAACACUUGAAAGUUUAAGUCUUGCUGGCAACAAAUUUCAAGCAACCUUUCCAGUUGAAGAAUUAGCAGCUCUCAGAAACCUAACACUUCUAGAUUUAAGCUUCAACAACUUCAAUGGCUCCAUAAAAUCAGAAGGUUUAUCAAAAUUUAAGAAGUUGGAGACCUUAAAACUUGCUGGAAACCGAUUCAUGAAUAGUGUUCUACAAUCAUUGGGGGCAGUCACAUCUCUUAAAACUCUAGAUCUUAGUCUUAAUUUGAUGCAAGGAGCCUUUCCAGACGAGCUAACUAACUUGAAAAAUUUGGAAAAUCUGGACCUCAGCACUAAUCUUCUUAAUAGUUCCCUACCAAUAGAAGAAUUAGCGAGAUUAAGCAACUUGAAGAUUCUAAAUUUGAAGAACAACUUACUUACGGGCACCCUUCAAAUUGAAGGUUUGGCAACUCUGAAGUGCUUAGAAAUCCUAGAUUUGAGUAACAACCGGUUAAUUGGACAUAUUUCUCCGUCCAUAGGGAGUAUGGCUUCGCUCAAAGCAUUAUCACUGGCCAACAACAAGCUUAAUGGAUCUUUACCCCCAAAAGGUUUCUGUGAAUUGACGAACCUUCAAGAGUUGGAUCUCAGUCAGAAUAACCUUAGUGGAGUUCUUCCAUCUUGUCUCAGCAGCUUAACAUCUCUUAGACUGUUAGACCUCUCAUUUAACCGACUUGAAGGAAAGAUAUAUUCAUCUCUGGUACCUACCCUUGCAUCCCUUGAAUACAUUGAUCUCAGUCAUAAUCAUUUUGAGGGCGCAUUCUCUUUCAGUUCAAUUGCUAAUCACACCAACCUCAAAGUACUGAUGAUUGGAUGCGGUAAUAGUAAGCUGAAAGUUGAAACUGGAUACUCAAGUUGGCUUCCCAAAUUUCAGUUAACUAUUCUUGCGGUAACAAACUGUAAUUUGAACAAGCUUCCAGAGUUUCUCAUUCACCAAUUUGAUCUCAGGAUAGCUGAUCUCUCUCACAACAACCUGACCGGAAUAUUCCCCAAGUGGUUGCUGGAAAACAACAUCAAUUUGGACUUCCUGAGUCUUAGAAAUAAUUCUUUAUUUGGUCAGUUUCAUUUGUCACCCAAUUCUAGUAGUAACAUUUUUCAGAUGGAUAUCUCAGAGAAUUACUUCCAUGGGCAGCUUCAAGAAAAUAUAGGGGCAGUUCUACCAAAGGUAUCGGCCCUUAAUGUUUCUGAAAAUGCUUUUACUGGUAGUAUUUCCCCAGUUCGCAACAUGCCCAAUUUGUUGUUUUUAGAUCUAUCUAGCAACAAUUUCUCAGGAGAAGUUACAGGCGAGUUUGCAGUAAAUUGUUCCCAAUUGGUUGUUUUGAAGCUAUCGAACAAUAGACUGCGUGGCCAAAUACCAAAUCUCAACCAAAGUAUAUCAUUGAUGUCCUUGCAACUAAGUGAAAAUAGCUUCACCGGAACUCUACCAAAUUCGAUUUCACAAUCAUCCGUCCUAUAUAACAUUGACAUCAGUGGCAAUUACAUGUCUGGUGAGAUUCCUAGCUUCGGCAACAACUCGUCACUUUCUGCAGUCAUCAUGCGAGAUAACGGCUUCAGAGGAAAAAUCUCCUGUGAACUGCUAGCUUCAGUUAUGUUUAUCUUGGACCUUUCCUACAACUCAAUUUCGGGCCCUUUACCAUCUUGUGACUUAUCAUAUCUAUAUCAUCUCAACUUGCAAGGAAACAAAAUCACAGGUUCGAUCCCAAGGACAUUGUUUAACUCCUCAAAUUUGCUGACUCUGAACCUCAAAAAUAAUUGCUUGACUGGUGAAAUUAUAACUUCAGUUGUGGCUUAUUCUGAUCUGAGAGUUCUGCUUUUAAGGGGGAACCUUUUCAGUGGUCUGAUCCCUGAUCAACUAUGUCAAUUUAAUAAUAUAAGCAUGUUGGAUCUCUCCGAUAACUCAUUUUCUGGAUCAAUACCCCAUUGCUUUAGUAAUAUCACUUUUGGGAGCAUAAAGGAAUAUGUCUCUAUACUUGGAGAGUCAUUCGAAGUCCCAAUACCUAGGUCUACAAUAUAUAACUUUGAGAGUCUUUUGCAGCGGGAGAUCAUCCAUGAGAAAGACAUUGAUAUCGUGAAACAAGUUGAAGUUGAGUUUAUUACAAAAACCAGGGCCAAUAUAUACACAGGAAGUAUUCUUGAUUUGAUGUCUGGACUGGAUUUGUCAUGUAACCACCUAACUGGUGAGAUACCAUCUGAACUAGGAAAACUAAGCUGGAUACACGCUUUAAACUUAUCCCACAAUCAGUUGACAGGCUCCAUCCCAAGUACCUUUUCAAGCCUGAGCCAAAUAGAAAGCCUGGAUCUUUCUUUCAACAAUUUAAGUGGAGAAAUCCCUUCUGCAUUGAUCAGUCUAAAUUUUCUCCAAGUGUUCUCUGUGGCUCACAACAACCUGUCAGGCAGAGUACCAGAGAAAAAAGCACAAUUUGGAACAUUUGAAAAUAACAUAUAUGAAGGAAACCCAUUCCUGUGUGGAACUCCAUUAGAGAAAAGCUGCAGUGCUGUGAUUGAGCCGCCAACAGCAUUCUCCGAUUCAAGUGAAGAGAAAUGGUAUGAAAUCGAUCCUUUGGUCUUCAAAGGAAGUUUUACUGCUGCAUAUGUGAUGUUCUUGCUCGGUUUCUUAGCUCUUCUCUACAUCAACCCGUAUUGGCGACGAAAGUUGUUCUAUUUCAUUGAGGAUUGUAUGUAUUCAUGCUAUUUCUUUGUUUCCAGUAUUUUUCAAAAGUCAUCAGCAAAAAUAUGUGGGUGACUGUCUUACAAACAAUCCUGUUUCCAGUAUUGCCUCAGGACAACAUUUUACUCUGUACAUGUAAAUGAACUGAUACCAUGAUCAAAUCAUGCUUGACAAUACCAUGGCAUCACAUUUGGUUCUCCAA